GGGAGUGCACAUGUCAUUAGUCAUGGACGGCUAUUGUAAUGCGAGGAAUGGUUAGACGCCGGUAAAAAAACACGUUUGUUAAAGUGCUAAGUGAACAUGGGCAGCGUUAUUUAUUGAGCUUGCUGAAGGAUAGUGGAAAGAUUGGACACGCAAUUUUACAAGUUGGUUCUUCCAGAACGCCUUAAUUCAAUGACAUCCAAUUGCAAGCAUGGGCUUGUGGAAUAUUGCGUGUCAACAACGAUGGCUAUCUAAGCACUGCUGUAACGUGCUCAAGUCUUCUUGGGGAAAGCAAGUGAUUUGCCCUCAAUUUGCCCUUUACCAUGUCGCAAGUAAACCUCUGUGUUCCAAGGACUGCGCCAUACCACCUGUGCCAAAACGUAAUGAUGUGUGUAGCAAGAAGAUUGUAUCCAAUGGGUCCCAGGGCCAAAUGCGUUCUGAGGGCAAAUAUCAACAGCAUCGUGCCCUAAGUAAAGCUCUAAAGAAUGGUAAGCCAUUUGAGCGAAGACCUCAAGAAGAUUGCAGAGCGCAAGAUCUUCAUAAGUUAAGUUUUGAAGACUUUACUGCCUAUUCGGAAAAGCCUGUACGUGGGAAUGUAACAAGAGAUGCCAAGGAAGAAAGAAACUAUGAUGUCGUUUUUGGUAUUUCUCCAUGUCUCUUGGCAUUAACCAUUGGAAGAAGAAAGCCCUUCCGACUUUUAGUGAAAGAGGGCGACGUUUCUCGCAGGACCUCUGUCAUAAAGGUUUGUGAGGAGGCUCACAGACGAGGAGUGCAGAUCAAACGAGUAACUAAAAAGCAUCUGGACCGGAUUUCUACUGGGCGUGUUCAUCAAGGAGUAUGUCUUCAGGCCAGUCCACUGAGUUUUCUUACAGAGGAGACGGCCUUCCCAUCGGUCAAAAUAAGUGAUAUUCUACCACUUUGGCUUGUGCUGGAUGGAAUUCAAGAUCCCAUGAACUUUGGAGCAAUUCUGCGCUCAGCCUAUUUCCUUGGUGUAGACAGAGUGGUCACCGGUCUUCACAAUAGCUGCCCAUUGACACCAGUAGUGAGCAAGGCUAGUUCAGGUGCAAUGGAAGUCAUGGACAUUUAUUGCUAUGAAAGCCUUGUGAAAAUGCUGGAGUUGAAAGUAUCACAGGGUUGGCAUGUGGUUGGCACCAUGGGAGCUCUAACAGAGGAGUGUUCCACUGUGGUUACUCGCUGCUCGGAUUUCCAGAUUACCAAACCUACAUUGUUGUUAAUGGGUGGAGAGGGGGAGGGUAUGUCACAAAAAUUGUUGUCUCAUUGUCAAACCAUCCUUACCAUCCCACCUUUUAGGCAACUGAUCCCGGGUAUAGAGUCUCUGAAUGUGUCCGUAGCAACGGGCAUUCUGCUGCACUCGCUGCUGUCACACAGGACUCUCGGGAGUGGGUCAUGAUGGACGACAUAAGCAAGUUCCUACACAGGCAUGAUGUAUGUCUGUGGAUUUUCAGUUCUAGUUUUUUUUUAUCCAUCCUUGUUGUAUAAAUAUUGAAUGUAUAUAAAUCCUCAUUGAUGUAAUGACUGUAAAUUAAAGGAAAAAAAAACAAA
Messenger RNA from Gadus morhua (Atlantic cod), 1560 nucleotides. RefSeq names its product mitochondrial rRNA methyltransferase 1 homolog (S. cerevisiae) (gene mrm1). Gene Ontology annotation, cellular component: mitochondrion. The transcript has a single exon. The coding region runs from base 209 to 1408 and encodes 399 amino acids. Lineage: Eukaryota; Metazoa; Chordata; Actinopteri; Gadiformes; Gadidae. Gene Ontology annotation, molecular function: rRNA (guanine) methyltransferase activity; RNA binding. The record is from RefSeq and is a predicted model, not a curated record. Gene Ontology annotation, biological process: rRNA methylation.